AUGAUUAAACGAGACGAGCAUUUAUCCCUUGAAGAUUUCCCCAAAGAGAAUACUUCUUUUGAAGGAAAAUUUGCUACUUAUAAAGUCGUGAAACUUCUGGGCAAGGGCGGCUUUGGAGCCGUAUUUCAAGUACAAGCGUCUACAAACAACGAAAUGUAUGCAGCAAAGCUAGAAUCAUAUGAUCGUUCUAGAAAAGUACUUUUGAUGGAUUGUUUGGUAUUGAGAGGAGCAGAAAUGUUAGGAAGCCCACAUUUUUGUAAAAUAUUUGAAGUAGGUAAAGUGGUUGGGCGAUUCCGUUUUGUUAUUAUCACAAUGCUUGGAUCAAGCUUGCAUGUCUUACGCACAUCUCAACCACAACAUCGUUUCUCACUUGGGACGGCACUGAGACUUGCGCAGCAAUCUUUGGAGGCUUUACAAGAUAUGCAUUGCAUUGGAUUUCUUCAUCGCGAUAUCAAACCUUCAAAUUUUGGCAUUGGUCGUCAAGAAACAAAUGAUUUUCACAUUGUUUAUAUUUUUGAUUUUGGUCUAGCAAGGCAAUUCGCAACUCUCGAUAAAGACUGCCGAUUACCUCGUCAAACUGCUCCAUUUCGUGGUACUCCGAGGUACGCAUCACUAAGUAGUCACCGAAGAAAAGAGCAAUCCCCAAAGGAUGAUAUAGAGUCGUGGUUUUACAUGGUUGUUGAAUGGACUGUGGGUGCAUUGCCUUGGAGACGAUUUCGAAAUCAUGAUCGGGAUCAGAUUCUAAUGAUGAAGGAACAAAUUCGAGAACCGGAUGGAGCUGAUAUAUUGCUCGAGGGUUGUCCAACACCACAUUACCGGAUGAUUCUGAAUUACAUUGAUAAUUUGCAAUAUGCUAGUAUUCCUGACUAUGGCUAUAUUUAUUAUUUACUCAAGCAUAUUGCUAAACAGAAUAAGAUUCCCGCUGAUCAACCAUUAGACUACGAUCCAGAACACCCAUAUAAUGGUACAGAAACUCCACCAUCAUGUUUACCUUGUGGCGUUGUAAUAUCAACGCUUAAUGAACAGAAGAAAAGUCCUAAAAAAGCGAAGACGGCCAUGAAACAAUGA
Thelazia callipaeda (thelaziosis nematode) is the source of this 1068-nucleotide messenger RNA. NCBI's taxonomy places the organism in Eukaryota, Metazoa, Nematoda, Chromadorea, Rhabditida, Thelaziidae. The record is from the annotation of a GenBank genome assembly.